GUAGGAUUCGGAGUAAACAAUGGAUAAGUUUUUGCCUUUGUGCAAUAACAUGAACAAAUGAGCAGGGUGAGGCACAUGCCACAAGAGAGAAAUGCUUCAAAAAGCCCCAAAUGGACGAACCGAAAAAGGAGACAAAACUAUGCACUUUUUUACCCAUUUAUUUCUGGUGGCAUAUACCCAGAUCAGUCCGGAAAAUCAUCAAACUGGUCAUUUGGUUUGCAUGUUGACUCACGCAGUCCUGUAUGUCCGUAUUCCACUUUCAACAUGCACUAUGCAAGUUCCUUACACAAUUCUCCUGCUAUACAUGAGAAUUAUAUUGGUUCAUAGCAAUAUAUUGUUGCUACCAAGAUUGGUCAUCUUCUUUUCUAUUUGCCCCUUAAUCAAAUUCCAAGUUCAGCAUCCGCAAAAGAAGAGAGAAAAGCAAGUGUUUUAAUUUGGGAUAAUGAGAACAGAGGGGGUGAUACUGCUGACGAUGUUAUUGGGAAUGAUAAAGUGGGCGGCCAGUGGGCUUGAUAAGGUGGGCGGCAAAUAUGGCUGGACACAGAAUGUUAACUACACUGAUUGGGCGGUUCAUCGCCAUUUUUACGUGGGAGAUUGGCUUUAUUAUGUAUUUGACAAGCAUCUUUACAGCGUGCUGGAGGUGAACCAAACGAACUAUGAGCAGUGCAUUGAUCGCGAUUUUAUAACAAACAUUACAAGGGGUGGGCGAGAUGUUUAUCAGCUAACUCAGGCAAGACCUUAUUACUUUAUCAGCAGUGGAGGUUACUGCUUCCAUGGAAUGAAAUUAGCUAUAAAUGUUGAACAACAACCUUUGCCAACUUCUCCUGCACCUUCUUCUUUUUCAUCAGCCAAAAUUAAUGCUUCUCCGCCCCAGAUUGGCAAACAUUUUAUUACAGCAGCUGUUGUCUUUGUGGUUACUCUUGUUUGCUCGUGCUAGAUCGUCAUGACUCCGUUGUACCAGUGAUGUAUGCAAGAUUUUAUCCAAACACGUCAGUAUAUUGCCACAAUUCGACUUGUAAGUGUCUAGGACUAUGUAUGAUGGUUUAGGACUUUACUUCAUGUCUCAAAUUAAUAUUUA
Messenger RNA from Nicotiana tabacum (common tobacco), 1078 nucleotides. RefSeq names its product early nodulin-like protein 20. Lineage: Eukaryota; Viridiplantae; Streptophyta; Magnoliopsida; Solanales; Solanaceae. The record is from RefSeq and is a predicted model, not a curated record. Gene Ontology annotation, molecular function: electron transfer activity. Gene Ontology annotation, cellular component: plasma membrane.